AUGUCCGACACCACUUCCACUUUUACGACUCGAUUAGAAACCUUGCAGUCAUUGAUUGAUGCCGAGAAAAGCUACCUUGAUAAUCUGCAACUCAUAGAUUCGAAACUAUCUCCACUCUGGAUGAAGCAGUUGCAAUCUAUUGCACCUGAUUUUAGCGAAUUGCUCAAGUGCAUUCAAGACCUUCUUUCAGUCAAUAAGCCAUUUUAUGAAAAGCUGAUCUCAACAAAACUCGAGUCCACCGAAUGCAAUCUUAAAGAUAUUCUAAAGCAAUUGAUCUCUGCUAUAAAAUUACCUUAUCUCACAUUCAGUGAAAACUACAUUAAUAAUCUGAACCAACGUCAAGAUAUUCUCUGUGCACCGUCGAUCCAGCAAUUUCUUAACGACAUUGGCAAAGAAAAAGAAAUGUCUCUCGAGAUGUUGUUUUCUGCUCCUUUACAACAGAUCCGCUUUUACAAAUCCCUAUUUAAUAAACCUCAUAGCAGCAUUGAUCAACCCACCCUCGUACAGGCAAAUCAGCUCUUCGACUCGCUCAUGAUUAAAAACUCGCUGCCUCCAGUCAACCUAGACCCGUCGUUUCAUACCAAGAUCAAUUGCAGCUCGGUUGUGGAUGUGCUCAGCGAUACCCCCAUCCAUAAUUACCAACUAUCAAAAUUAGACAAAAUCUUGCUUUGUGAUACAUUUAAUUGCACAGAAUUGUCCAAGCGUGUGCAACUCAUUUUAACUGUAAAUCAUCUCGUUUUCUGCUGUCCAGAAAAGAACGAUUUGCUCUACCCUCCCAUUGAUAUCAACGAUAUCUCAAUUCGAACUAUUCACAUUGACCGUGAGCUGUUAGGAGAGUAUCAUGUCCAGCUUUGGAUCAGCCAGCAUAGACUAUUUACUUUUACAACCAAAUCAAAGCAAGAGAGAAAUACAUGGCUUGGCCUGGAUAUGAAUAGCAAUGUAAAGACAUCAGACACUGUCGCUGUAUCAUGGGCGCCUUUAUUGGCCAUUGUGGAGAUUUACGACAUUCGAAGGCAAUCAAGAGCCCCGACCAAGUCGAUUCGCACUCGAGACAUAUUCACAUUCUACACGGAUCAGGCGGGCGAAAUCUCUCCAUUGGUCUCGUCUGAUGAGGAAGAUAGCGAAGACGACCAAGACAACGAUGAUCCAGUCAGUGGAGGACAAGAGGAGAAAGCAGCAGAUAAAUCAAGCUCUGCUUCCAUUUCCUCUUCCUCUAUCUCUGCUUCUGUUGCUAUGGCUACAACUGCUCCGCCCGCCCCUCCUCCAAAAGAGCCUGUGAACACACCUCAGUUCCCCUUACAACCACCACCCAAGGAACCCUAUAGACCUGUUGCUGUUUCUGGUACAAAGUCUCUUCCGGUUCGUAAUCAAUCAUUAAGGCAAUCGCCUCCUAUUCCUUCACAUAUGCUUUCGCCUGAUGUUACUAGUAAAGCCCCUGACACGCCUACGCCUGUACGUCCAUCCAAUGUAAGAUCCUUAACAGCUCAACCACCGCAACCACAAUCACAACCACAACAACCUAUCAUAGAAUCAUCAUCUACAACACCAUCCACCACGUCUUCCACUUCAUCUUCGUCCUCUUCUUCUGUGAGCAAUGGCAACACCAAAAAGCCAUCCUUCAUGCGUUCUGUCAUGGCAGCUGUGUCCAAUCGCUCUUCCCUACGCCAUUCGAAAUCAAACUUCAAGCCAAGCAUUGACUCUGUCUUGUCAUCGUCGACGCCCAACUUGAAGAGCCCACCAAGCAAGAAUGCAAUGCAAAACAUAAGCACAGUGUCGCUUGAUCAACAAACAUUAAAGCGACCUACUGAUCCUGCCCUAAUGCGCCGUUACUCAGCAGCAAAUCUGACGACUGACCAGCAUCAGCAACAACAACAACAACAACAGCCACCUUUGCCGCCUCAGCACCUAACUAUACCUUCGCACCAGCAAAGCCCAUUUGGCCAACAACGCUCAUCAUUUAUAAAUAAUCAUUCCACGCCAUCAUUUGCAUCAAGUCAAUCUAGCCUAGCAUUAACUCCACCAUUAAGCAGAGCAUCGAGUCCUGGAUCCAUGACCCCUGUUGGACUCUCUCGUUAUCAAACACCGUCUUCUUCAUCAUCUGAGGACUUGGGAUCACCACCGGAAAGUCCUGAUAUUUUACUGCAGCAUGGAAACACAAUCAAAUCCGUCUUAUACAGCAAUCAACAAUCACAGGUAUUCCGCUGGAAAGACGAAUCCUGGUACGCAGUGCAAGGGGAAUGUUCUGUAGAAGUUCGACAAACAUACAGCAAUCGUUCUUGUGUGGCUAUACAUAUGAAGGAGACUGGGCAACUCUAUUUGAACGCGUGGGUGCUACCCGACACGUUUAUAUGUCGCACCACAGAAACGGAUCUGAGUUUAUCGUUACAUAUCACCAGUAGUCAAUCUCAACUAGAGAACUACCUAAUCCAUUGCGAAUCCAAGCUGGAAGCUGACCGUUUGACAAGCAUAUUAGAGCAAAUGCAUCAAGAGUCCAUCAAGAUGAACAUGGUCAUCUCCGCCACAAGCACGUUGAGAGGCGCCCCUCCGCUGUUAACGCGCACAGCAUCUCUGGCUGCAAACAACACAUUGACACCUGAAGAGCUGCAAAAGACAUUCAAGCUGGCAAUGCAAUGUAAAUGCAAGCUCUUUGUUCAGAGUGCAAGCUCCAAGUGGAAUAGUUUUGGAAGCGUCUACAUGAAGGUAUCACAACAGUAUACAACCAAAAAGAUGCAUAUUGCCAUGGAAUCGCAUAAAGGCGGCAAAGUAACUCAAUUGGUCAGCGCGAUGGUACAAAGUAGAAACGUCGAAAGGCUAAGCCCAAAGAGAAUUUCCUUUUUGAUGGUCGAUGAGCUGGAAAAGAACAGUGUAGUUUACAUGAUCCAAGUGCGAGAAGAGACAACGGGUGAUAAAAUUUUGGAAUACAUCAAGACUAAAAAUAGUGAAAACGGAUGGUAA
This is a messenger RNA of Mucor velutinosus, 2955 nucleotides long. RefSeq lists its product as uncharacterized. The transcript has 8 exons. NCBI's taxonomy places the organism in Eukaryota, Fungi, Mucoromycota, Mucoromycetes, Mucorales, Mucoraceae. The record is from RefSeq and is a predicted model, not a curated record. The coding region runs from base 1 to 2955 and encodes 984 amino acids. Gene Ontology annotation, molecular function: guanyl-nucleotide exchange factor activity.